CGCAGACCAGGGCCGAAGGCAAUUGCCGGGUGGGCCCUACUCCACGCAUGACGAGCAGCCAGGGUCUACGGCGAUCACAGACGUCUCUUCAGACCAGCGCGUGAGAUAGCAUCACCUCCGCUGAUUUUUAGUAGUCGCGGGCAGCACGAUGGGCUGGACGGCGCUCGUAUUGGUAAUGUCGUGAUCAAGGCGGGUAUUGACGGCAUAACGGCGUCGACGCAUUUAUUAAACGUUAUUUUUCCUUCUCCAUUCCUGUGAACUUACCUACUCUUACAACCACCAACCUACUGACAGGAAAGGAACCCCCAACAGCAACGACCAUGGCAUCGAUAACGCAGCCGAAGCUCCCGCCCGUCGUCUUCGACUCGAUCAUCGAGCAGAUCAGCAACACGCCGAUGGUGCGGCUCAACCGCAUCCCGCAGUCGCUGGGGAUCGAGAGCACCGUGUACGCGAAGCUGGAGAUGUUCAACGCAGGCGGCAGCGUCAAGGACCGGAUCGCGCUGCGGAUGAUCGAGGAGGCAGAGCGCUCCGGGCGCAUCAAGCCGGGGGACACGCUGAUUGAGCCGACGAGCGGGAACACGGGCAUCGGGCUGGCGCUGGUGGGCGCCGUCAAGGGCUACCGCACCAUCAUCACGCUGCCGGAGAAGAUGAGCCCGGAGAAGGUGGCGGUGCUGCGCGCGCUCAACGCCGAAAUCAUCCGCACGCCCACGGCCGCCGCGUUUGAUUCCCCGGAGAGCCAUAUCGGCGUCGCCAGGAGGCUAGAGAAGGAGCUCCCCAACGCCCACAUUCUGGACCAGUAUGGCAACAAGGAUAACCCGCUUGCGCACGAGCUGGGCACUGCCGAGGAGAUUUGGCGCCAGACCGACGGCAAGGUGACGUGCCUGGUGGCGGGCGCGGGCACCGGCGGCACCAUCACGGGCAUUGCGCGCGGCUUGCGUAAGCACAGCAAGGACGUCAAGAUCGUGGCGGCGGACCCCCAGGGAAGCAUUUUGGCGCUGCCGUCGCAGCUGAACGAAGAGUUUGCGAACCAGCCCUACAAGGUCGAGGGCAUUGGCUAUGACUUCAUCCCUGACGUCUUGGACCAAAAGGCCGUCGACACUUGGUACAAGACGGACGACCGCGAGUCGUUCCAGUAUGCGCGGCGCCUGAUUGCCGAGGAGGGCAUUCUUUGCGGUGGCAGCAGUGGCAGCGCCAUGGCUGCUGCGGUGAGGGCCGUCAAGGAGUUGGGGCUUGGGAAGGACGACGUCGUUGUCGUCGUGCUGCCCGACAGCAUCCGAAGCUACCUGAGCAAGUUCGUCGACGACGACUGGCUCGCCGCCAACGACCUCCUCCCGCCCACGCCGCCCGAGACACAGCUCUCGCCCAUCAGCAACAACAGCAAAGACGCGUACGGCGGGGCGACGAUCAGCUCGCUGCGGCUAAAGCCGGUGACGACGGUGUCGGCGGACUCGCCGUGCGCCGAAGCCAUCGAAACCAUGCGCGACAAGGGCUUCGACCAGCUGCCCGUGUCGUCGGCCAAGGGCUCGCGCCUCGUCGGCCUCGUCACGCUGGGCAACCUGCUCUCGUACAUUAGCAACGGCCGCGCCACGGCCGCGUCGCCCGUCCGCGACGUCAUGUUCGACUUUAGCAAGCUCUCCGAGACCGUCACCGACCCCACCGACUACUCGGCCGCGCUGAAGGGGGCCGAGAACCUCGUCCUGACUGAGGACAAGGAGAAAGCAAAGGGGCGCCGCAGGAAGUUUGUCGAGAUUACGCGCGAUACGCCGCUGAGUGCGCUGAGCAGGUUCUUUGAGUGGAAUAGCGCUGCCGUCGUCACGGAGAAGGGGGAGAGUGGUGGUGUCAAGGCUGUGGCGGUUGUGACGAAGGUGGAUUUGCUGGGCUGGCUUGUGAAGCAGGGCAAGAAGAACUAGGUGGUGCGGCAGGUUUGUCGAGACAGUGGGGUGGGGGUAUGGUAGUGGAGAGGCUGGCAUGUUCGCGAGAGGGGAUGGAUGCUCAUACAUGGACGCAGUGCUGUCCUCACUCAGCACGUACAGCACAAGGAAGGAACGAUGGAAAGAAGGAAACGACACGGGCAAUGGCGUUCAGGACCGCAUUCAACGUGGGUAAGAGCGCGGCGCUCCCGGUCUUUUGUUACUUUUAUUUUAGUUUUUAUUUCUACACAAGCACCUGCCUGGGUACCUAGUAGUUAGUUAGUUAGGUAGGUAGGUAGGUACGUUGGUAGAGAGGCGGACACGAGCGAGUGAUUGGUGCAAAAGAUCUGGGAAUUCCGACCGGCGGCGCCGUGUCGAUGCAUCUCCUCCACCUGCUCAACCUAGGUGGACUCGCGGCGCGUCUUCUCUGCUGGGGCUGGGGAAUGAGGAUUGUUAUUAUUAUUAUUAUUAUUUUGGUUGAUG
Messenger RNA from Aplosporella prunicola CBS 121167, 2393 nucleotides. RefSeq lists its product as uncharacterized. The transcript is spliced from 2 exons. The record is from RefSeq and is a predicted model, not a curated record. Gene Ontology annotation, molecular function: cystathionine beta-synthase activity; cysteine synthase activity. Lineage: Eukaryota; Fungi; Ascomycota; Dothideomycetes; Botryosphaeriales; Aplosporellaceae. The coding region runs from base 321 to 1910 and encodes 529 amino acids. Gene Ontology annotation, cellular component: cytoplasm.